GGAGGGAAGGAGAGAUGGAGGACUGAAUGGAGGAGGAUUUUACUACUGCAUGGGCCGGUGCAGAGCAGCAGCAGCAGCAAAGAGGAGACGCUCUCUGAACGCACACAGACGCAAAAAAGAGGAGCAGACCAGCAGAUGUGACUUCAUGGACUGAAAGCAUUCCCCUUCUUUCAGAGAUUUACCUUCUGUUCUUCAAGUUGGGCAUCUGUUUUAGGGCUGGCACUUUGCACUACCUCUGGAGCUUGUUGAUCUGAAUCACCUUGCAGCCCUGUUGUGGAAUAGGACGUUCUAAAUGAUGCCACAAUGGUCAGGUAAAAACUUGUGCAAAGUUCCUUUAGAGUAAAAUCAAAUCAAAUUGUCAAAAUAAUUGAAAAACUUCUUCCAUAACUAUCUAAAGCAGACCUCUAUUUUAUUUUGAAAGUUGAAAAUCAAUCAAAAACUUUGAUUUUUACACUUGGAGUGAGUUCAAAGGACCACACAAGAAGUAAGAUAAUUUUUCCAAAGGAAAUCCAAGUUAGACACUUUGGAUUUUUUUUUUGUGCAAGAAGAAAAAGGAGGCAAAAUACUAUUGCUUCUUUUAAAUCAGAUGCAGAUAAUCCGAGAUGUGCCAAAAAAGGACAUGGGAUUAAAUUGAUAAUUUAAAUGUUUUUCCCCUUACAUUUCAAAUAUUUCCAGUCAUACGUUUAUUAGAUAGGCGACAGGGUACUAAACCAACAGUUAUUAAGUGUAAAAAGGCAAAUUUUAUUGUGUGAGGGGCUUUUAUUUUAUCAAAUUAUUUUGACCAUAUUCAUUGCACUGAAUUAUAUCUGAUAGUUGUUUUAAAAAAAAUCACAAUUUUUAGUUUUUUGUCAAGUAAAUGUGCACACACUCGUAGUUUUGAUGUGAACACUUGCUGCUGAUCUUUGAGUUUUAAAUGUUUUAAUCUGAGAACGAUGUUGUUCAUCAGACUACUGGCAGUAUUCCUCAUCCUCAUCACAAACACGUGGCUGCUAUUCCCGGUUCGCUCCAAUGCCCUCUACCGAUACAAGCGCUCUUUGGCCCGGCGGGCGGACUCUGAGCUCUCCCGGAUAGCAGGUGAACCCUGCACCGUCUCCGGCGUCUCGCUGUCCCGACGCCAGCCAAGCUUGUCGGCUCAACACCGCCCUUCAGCGGCCAGCCCGAGAACUGCAACGAGUCGGAGAGCGCCGUACACUGUCGCGAGCGAUCCGGCGGGUUGCGCCGGUGGUUGUCGGUUUGACGCGCCGGAGGAGAAGGGGAACCGGGGCAACGCCGGAAACGGGGUGGUCAAGGAGGGGGGCGAAUAUCUUUUCCCCGAGAAAGGCUCCAGAAACCACGCGAGACCCUCAAACCACAUUUUUGAAAAGUACGCCGGGAGGCGCGAGCCCGAAGCAGCAGGACACGGGGCUCCUGGGGGACACGCGCGCUCCAGGUUUGCCCGCAGCCUCGCGGGGAGGCUCCGCUCCGACGAACAGGGCAACUCCAGCUCGAGGAAAGUUUUCCUCGAGCGCUCAGCGGACGCCGGUGGGGUCCUCCGCGGAGCCCAGCGGGGAGAUGAAGACAAGCAGUCUUCGAAUGACACCCAGCAGGAGGAGGAGGCGGCGGAGGACUACUCCGGGGAGGUGGAGCAGGCGGAAGGAGACAGCUGGGAAAACCCCGUGCCCAGGGUCCCCCCAUCAUGGAUGACAGCUCUGUACUUCAACAGGCGGCAAGAGCAUCUCCAGGUGAAGCUGCGCCCGGGAGCAGACCUCCCAAAAGCCCAGUUCAGCCUGGAGCUGUGGGUGAAGCCGGAGGGCGGCCAGAGUAACCCAGCAGUCAUAGCAGGUGUAUUUGACAACUGUUCCCAUUCACUCAAUGAGAAGGGCUGGUCAGUUGGCAUUCGGACCGUGGAACCCGACGGCAACAAAGACGCCCGCUUUUACUUUACCCUUCGAACAGACAGGGCUGUGAAGUCAACCACUGUCUAUAGCCACCAGCGGUACAGGACAAAUGACUGGACUCACUUAAUGGCUACUUACAAUGGACACAACAUUACCCUGUAUGUAGAUGGAGCCAAGGUUGGAGAAAGUAGUCUUCAGUCAGGCGAUCUCUACAGUGACUUCAUGAAAACCUGCAGAACCCUGUUUCUUGGUAGCAAACCUUCAGAUCAAGGACACAGCUUCAGGGGCUACAUUGGAGGUGUGAUCUUGUGGGGUUACGCCCGCUCCCAUGAGGACCUCCUGAAAGGACCACUUCAGAUUGACCUGAAUGAGCCAGUGCUGGCCAUGUGGGCGGAUCUUACAAAUGUAAAACGGCUUUGGACUCCAUACAAAAUGGGCCUUCAUCCAAGUGUGGUCACCACUCCUGUCCCUGAACAAGAGCUUGUGUCUUCUUUCCUGCCUCCACCUUGUGGUAUGACUCAGUGCGACAACACGGACAUCAUCUUCGGCUACAAUAACCACUGGCAGCUCCGUGCCCCCAAGAGAGUUCGCUACCGAAUUGUCAACCUGGCUAACGACGAUGGUGGAAACCCAACAGUGAACCCCUUGCAGAUUCUGGUCCAGCAUCAAGCUCUGAAUGACGCUUUCCGACCUUACAACAUUUCCUUGGAUCUGACCGUGCACACAGUGAAAAACACCAGCCUCCGACAGCGGUUUAUCCUCAGCAACUGUCGAAUUGGAAAGAUCGGGAACCGCCAAUGCGAUCCUGAGUGCGACCAUCCGAGGACAGGCCACGAUGGAGGAGACUGCCAUAGGGUGGGGCCCUGCUACAACUGGAGGAGGCAGGAUGGAGUUUGUGACAUGGAGUGCAACAGCAUUUAUUACGACUAUGAUGAUGGCGACUGCUGCGAUCCAGAGAUCACAGAUGUCCUUAAGACCUGCUUUGAUCCUGAAUCUCCUGACAGAGCUUACAUGAGUGUGAAAGAGCUGAAAGAGGAAUUGAACCUGAGUGGGACGGACAUGCUCAAUGUUUUCUUUGCCAGCAACUCGGUGCGAGAAGAGCUGGCAGGAGCUGCAACAUGGCCUUGGGCAAAGGAGGCUUUAACUCAUCAAGGUGGGAUGGUCCUAAAUCCAUCCUAUUUUGGCACAAUGGGCCACCACAACACAAUGAUCCAUGAGAUGGGACACAUUUUUGGCUUGUACCAUGUUUUCAAAGGCGUGAGUGAGCGUGACUCUUGUGAUGAUCCGUGUCAGGAGACUACACCUUCUAUGGAGACUGGAGAUCUGUGUGCUGACACUGCUCCAACAACUAAAUCUAAAGCCUGCCAUGACCCUGGAGCUGUCAAUGACACAUGCGGAUUCAACACCUACAAAGACACCCCAUACAGCAAUUACAUGAGCUACACAGAUGACAACUGCACCAACCACUUCACCCCGAAUCAAGUCGCCAGGAUGCAUUGUUACCUGGACUUGGUAUACCAGAAGUGGCUGACAGACCGUCAGCCUUCCCCCAUCCCUGUCGCCCCCAUCGUGACAGACCAAAAUGCCAAUUCUGUCUCCAUAUACUGGCUUCCACCUGUAAGAGGGCCACUGUAUCAAAGCUCUUCGUUCCAUGGGUCUGGCAUCAGUUGUGGAGACUGUGAAAAAGAUGGUGUCUUCCACCAGUAUGCCUAUGAGGCGUCCUCACCUCGCAUCUGUGAUACGUCAGGCUACUGGACCCCCGAGGAGGCAACUGGUCCACCUGAUGUGGAGCAGCCCUGUGAGCCCAGUCUGCAGGCAUGGAGUCCUGAGCUUAGUCUUUAUGAUACUAACUUGACGUCGCCGUGCCCUGACACAGAGGGCUGCACGCUCACUCUGAGAUUCCUGCAUCACGUCGUUCCACAUGCACUCACGCUCUGGGUCACCUACAUCUCAUCUAAAAACCCAGCCAUAGCCAACGUUGAGUUGAUUACAGAGACUGGGGAAAGUAUCAAGCUUGGACCGCAACAUGUCUUCUGCGACGUGCCCCUUACCAUGCGCCUUAACACCCAUAAUGCUGCCAUAGAGGCCAUUAAACUCAGCACCUUCGAUGAGAAAAUGGAGAUUGAUGCAGUCAUGCUGUCUUCGGAUCCCAGGAGCCCUCUUUGCUCUGGUUGCCAACCUCUGUUGUAUCAGGUUCAGCGCCAGCCGCCUUUCACCAGUAAAUUCCACUCACCUCAAACCAAGCAAACGUUCACAGACAGCUCAGUUAUAGUGGGAGUCAAGUAUAGGUAUACAGUCCAGGUUGAAGCAGAUGGUCUCCUCAGUGAACCCUCACCUCCUCUCAUGUACACUCACAGGCAGCCCUACUGUGGAGACGGACGGGUUCAGGGGAUGGAGGAAUGUGACGACAGCAACCUCUUAGAUGGUGAUGGGUGCUCUAAGAAAUGCCGACAGGAGCCAGGGUUUAACUGUAACGGUGAGCCCAGCCAGUGUUAUGUUUUUGACGGCGAUGGUGUUUGUGAGGAGUUUGAGCAGGGCUCCAGCAUUCAGGACUGUGGCUUCUUCACACCAUUGGGCUACUUAGACCAGUGGGCCACUGCUGCUAGCGCUUCUCACCAGGAUCCCCACCACUGUCCUGCCAGUGCCGUCACAGGAGAGCCACCUCAUACCAAGCUCUGCAGAUAUCAACACCUGGAAGUGAGUGAGAGAUUACCCCCGGAUACCUGGUUCCCAUGCACGGCUCAGUCUGACACAAAUAAUGGCCUGGAACAUUCAUUUUGGCUGAAGGUGGGGUUUGCUCAUCCUGGAGUAGCAGCCUCAGUGAUGGUGCACCUGGCUUCAGAGGGUUUAUUGCCAGGGGAGCAGUGUCGGCCCACAGUCACCGUCCUCCUGUCUGAUGUUAAUGGCAAGAAUCACUCCCUAGGAACUCAUGAUGUCUCGUGCCUUCAAAACCCUCUCGUGGUGAACGUGACCCAUGACCUCACUCAACCCUUCUUCCUCACGUCUUUUGUCAUCCUCCUCUUUUCUUCCCCCUCGGUGGCAGUGAGAGGGGUGGCUCUGAGGACCUCCUGCCACUUCAGCACCUUCGCCCUGACCGGCUGUUUGCGGCAGCCAUGUCAGCUGGAUAGCUGCAGUCCUCCACAGAUAAAGCACGCCUCUGUCAGGUGUACCGGAGGAGGGGAGACUUCUCACUGCUCUGUUCAGUGUCACCAUGGUUACAGCAUCUCUGUGCUCAAUAGAAAGGCCAACUCAUCCCACCAGAGAAUGACAGAGCUCGAGUGUUUUCAUGGAUCGUGGGAUCGUGUGGUGACCUGUCAACCUGUAGACUGUGGCUUCCCUGAUCAGUCUCAUGUCUACCACGCUAUAUUCAGCUGUCCCUGGGGAACAACUUUUGGCAAACAAUGUUCCUUCACCUGUGGGCCGCCUGCCAUUCUUCAAGGUGACAAUGACAGGUUGGUGUGUAUGGAAGACGGGUUGUGGUCUUUCCCAGAGGCCUACUGCAAGAUAGAGUGUCCAGAGGCUCCGAACGUACCUAACGCCAAACUACUUGGUACAAACUGUCUGGCUUCAGGGCACAAUGUUGGCUCCCUUUGCCACUAUAGAUGCAAACCAGGGUUCUAUGUACUAGGAAGCCUGAAAGAGGAUACACCAAGGAAGUUUUUCCAACUGGAAUGCUUGGAGGGAGGCCAGUGGGAGGAAAACGGCUGUGAGCCGAUAUCCUGCCCGGCCUUGCCUGACGUAUUCCAGGGCAUGUACAGUUGCACCAAUGAGCUUUACUUUGACACCCUCUGCACCCUGCAGUGCCCGGACGUCACAGAAAAUACUGAAAUUCGCUGCAGUAAGGAUGGUGAAUGGACGGCAGAGUUUACCAUGUGUUCCGCGCUUCGGGGUUCUUGUUCUGCACCGUCAGAUCUCAAUUCUGUGGAGUACAGCUGUGACCAGGGAAUGGAUAUCGGUGCUAUGUGCUACCCAACAUGCAUUUUCGCUCAGGAUGUGGAUUUGUAUGACGCGGUAGUCCUGCCUAAUGGCACCACAGCUGACACUUUAAAAUAUUGGACUCUGCCGACCACAGUCCAGAGCAUAGUUUGCACCGGGAAGCUGAAGUGGUAUCCCAACCCUCAGAACAUCCACUGCAUCCAGUCUUGUGAGGAGGCUGACACAGGAGGAUUAUCCACAGAGAUAUCAGUCUCACCCGGAUCUUGUCAGCUGUCAGUGAAGUGUUUUAGUGGUGAAUGAUACCGUUUUGGCCAGAAACUAGUAAAUCCCUCACAGGUGUUGAGAGGCCAUGAAAUUUGAAGUUGAAGUUUUCCAUGACCCAGAUGGUUUUUUUUCUCUAUAAAUUUGGAAAAGACCAUUUAUUUCCUUUAAUAUUUGACCUAAUUGCUACAUUUAGAGUGGCCUCCAACUCAUGAAUGUCUUUUGGUUGUAUGCAAUUAUAAUUGUGUUCUUUCACACAACAAAGUGCAUUAAGUUAGCUUUUAUAAUGCAAAAUGACCAUAUCUGGUAAAAAUCCAUUUAGGAUUUAUUUUUGGAGAGCACUAGGCAAAAAAUAAAUCUUGUGGCAUCUUUAUUUUUAUCUUUUCUUAAAAAAUACCUGUCCGUCUGCAUUUUUUUCAUAAACACAAAUCUCCGGCAGAAACGCAUAUUCCGUCAAAGGAGCUUCUGUUUCUUUCUUUUUUCUUGCUUUCCAGAAACGGUGCUGGAAAUGUCAACCGAUUCUAACGAAGUAUCCAACAGACAUUUGUGGUUACUUAUUUUAUUUGACAGAAAAGACAAACAAAUGAAAGCUCACAAGGUAAUGAAAGGUCUUACCCUGCUGUACGGUCAUUUCAAAUGAUCAUUAUCUGUAAACGUCUUAGUGUGUUUCUCUCAAAACUAGAGUGAUAAUUUAGGUUCAUAAAAUGUCAGCAUAAAACAUAAACAAAAAAAACAUGUUUUUGCUAUGAAAAAUCAUUUAGUAAGUAGGCUUUAUGCCCUAAAUUUAGAGUAAGUUGUAUGGGUCAUCCUUACAUCUCUUUACAUAAACACAGCUUUAGACAUUUUACUAGAGGCUUGUACUUGUUUGCUUGUUACUGGAGUGUUCACUUGUAUCCAAAAAGUGUGUAUUCAUUUUUGGUGAAUGAACACAUUGAAGCUGUGGUUAGUAUUGUUUAUUUGUUUUAAUGUACCCCAUCGUAGUUCAUUUUGAGUAUGGUGACAACAUACUAGUGCAAUAAGUUGAAAUGAAUUUUAGAAAAAAAAUUGGAAUACGAUCCUAGUUCUAAUUGGCCCAUCUUAAUGAAUCCUCACAAAAGAACUAGCACUUAUUCUUAGAACAUAAAUCUAAAUUUUGGUUUCCAAAAUAAGGACAAUACAUUUAUUGAUAAUAAACUAGUCAGUAUUUAUUGGACUUUAAAAUAACAUGCUUAAAAUCAAACCAAAAAUUACAGUGCAAUUUGAGUUUAAUUUGAGUCUUAAAUUAGGAUGUUCUUUCAUCAAGAGUUUGGAGCAAAAGGAUCUUGACUCAUAUUAAGAAUAAUUUCCUUAGCUUGGAAAAAUGAGGAGCAAAGAAAAUUUAAAAAAUAAUUUAAAACCUGCUGAAAUUUCUUGAACGCCAAAAAACAAGGUUUUAAAUGUUUGAAGUAUCUUUUUGUAUAGCUUUGACGUUUGCAGUGUUUCCCUUCUUGACUAAAAGCAACAAAAAUCACAACUUGUCUGUUAUUGGCCGUGCCAGAGAAGUGUUGACUGAUCCUGAGGAUUGUCCCUAAAGUCACCCGCUUUUAGGAUGACCAUUGACGUGUUCUCCCUACCAUGACAAAGGGGGAUAAAGGUGGAAAGAUUUCACGUAAUCCAUGGACACCAGUGAAGAUCACAAAUCAUUGAAGAAAAAAGGUUCAGCGCCCUGUCUAGUGGGUCUAGAUGACCCAACUCCCAAUGUUAAAGUGCCUAGGAUAGCACAAGGGUUAAGGCAGACCCAUGGAGGGCUUUGUUUUUUGGAGAAAGCGCUUGAUAGAUGUGGAACAGCAUGACAUACAGAUCUCAGUUUAUGCUUUUUGGGACUAAAAACGACACCUUUCAUCAAAUCUUACAUUCAUAGUUCACAGUUGAGCACUCAGUUUCAUAUUUUGAUAUGUUUAUAUAAUAUAUGUAAUCAAUGGGAGUUCUAAGUUUUGAGAUAAAAAGGCUCCAAUAUGAGAGAAACACAUCUAUUAUUUCUCUAAAUAAGUCUACAAAUUCUAUUCAGAAGCUAUACAAGUGCGACUUUGCUCGUAAUAUUAAAGACAGUAACAUAAUCUGACAUUAAACUUUUAAUGGAGCCCUGCGAUAGACCAUCAGUCUUUUUAGGAGGAAGCCUUCUUCCUGGCCAGCGACACCUGCGAUGAGCCUUGGAGAUCCUGAAACAGAUGUUGCGGGUAUCAAAAAAUCUGUAUGCACAUUUUAACGCCAACAGUAAAUCAUCUCAAACCGCAAACGCCGUUAGAUUUGAUAUGACAUUCACCCUCCGGGUUCAGAGAAAAAGGCUGGAACUGCCGAUGGAACACAUAAACUGUUGAUGGCUCACAGUAUUCAAAUAUUCGCUCCGACCUGCCAGCACUACAUUUUCCCCCUCCACUUUGCCGUGGCUGCUGCUAGGCAAAACAGUUGCUUGUGACCCACUCCUCCACUACAACUCUGUAAAUUAUACUAGACCACAUGUGUUGCUUGUGAUCUGUGCCAGAUUUCCUCCAGAUGUCAUUGCUUCCCUCUCCGUAUCGAACCAUGCAUCCCUUUCCGGGUUGACAGUGUGAGUUGGCUAAAACAUCUACCUUGGACUCCUGUCCAGCAAAGAAUACUUUUUAAAUGUUUUUAUCUCACCUUUAGUGCUAGAAAGUAAAUGCUUCCUACUAGAAGCUUCUUCAUAGAAGUGUCAAGCUUAAUUACUAGAUAUAAGACUGGACCACUAGCCAAUUAAAUGCAUUAAAUUAUGCAUCGUUUGAUUUGAGGUAUUUUG
This is a messenger RNA of Oryzias latipes (Japanese medaka), 8847 nucleotides long. RefSeq names its product pappalysin 2 (gene pappa2). NCBI's taxonomy places the organism in Eukaryota, Metazoa, Chordata, Actinopteri, Beloniformes, Adrianichthyidae. The record is from RefSeq and is a predicted model, not a curated record. Gene Ontology annotation, molecular function: metalloendopeptidase activity. Gene Ontology annotation, biological process: cell surface receptor signaling pathway; proteolysis.